AUGCUGUUGUGUGAUCAACUUCGGGCACAUUGCAGCCGAAUCAUUUCCAACGGUGUCUUCAUUACUUUGGCGACCAUGUUUCCGGCAAGUGGCGAACGACUUACCUUCCAGUUUACUUUAGAAAUGCCGGAGGAAUUAUCACGUGGCACAACUGUGGCUGAGCUUGACACGCUUGUGCUACAAAACAUUCCGGACAUCCAGCUGACACAUGAUCAAUCAGCAGGCGAGUAUUUGCGGUUCAAGUUUUUUGAACCUAAUCCGUCAUUCUACAUUCACUCGGUCCCACCGAGUAAGCAUUAUUUACGGGUUAACUCUCGUGUGGACCGGGAAGCCGAGUGCUCCCCAGACGGAGUGUGUUGUCAGUUUCUGAGAGAGUCAAACACACGUCCAUUACUCGGAAUACAUUUUGUGAAAUCCAGUGAACCCGAGGUUUGCAAAUUGACGCUAGUCCUUCUAGUGGACAUUCCGUAUAGGGAAAAUAAUCAGAUCGAUCUGAAACAAGCACUGGUUCAGUUGACUAUCAAAAUACUAGAUGUGAACGAUAAUGUACCAAGCUGGCGAACUCAUUCCUCCAGCUCAGUGAACGUACAUCUGCUCAAUGAGACUGCCAAAAUUCGUCAGUACUUUCCCCCUUCCGGUGGUCACAUUCCAAAGAUUGAUUUUACUAUACCGGAACACACGUCAAUUGGUACAAGUAUUGCUGUUCCUCUGGCAGUGGAUCCGGAUGCCCAUCCUGAGAAUACCACCUCUUCUUAUGAAAUUGAAAACCAGACGGUGGAAGGUGCCUUCGGUUUAGAUUGGAAACACACACAGCAACUUGGUGAUGAUCCGUCGAAAAGAAACUCCGGCUUGUGGUUGGUCGUAAACAAGGAUUUUGUUCAUGGCGAUCCGACGGAGCAUCAUGUAGUUCUUCGAGCCUCAGACGCUGGGGUUCCCAAUCCCAUGACCGGAUAUCUACUAGUGAACAUUACGAUAACCGACGUCAAUGACCACCCACCAAAGUGGCCGAAAACUCGGGAUUUUAUUUGGGUAGAGGAACAUGUUGAUUUGGGAACUAGAAUUUUCUGGUCCAAUGCACGGGAUGCCGAUCCAUCCGACCAAGGUCGCCUCACCUACGGUUUCCUCCCAUCCACCCUGGUUGAGUCUCGACAACUGUUUCAUGUCGACCAAAAACGUGGGGAAAUUUCUGUAAAAGCCCCGAUUGAUUAUGAACAAACACAAUUGCACCGAUUGUUUAUAUUCGUGUCUGAUGGAAAGUGGACCGAUGAGAUGGAGUUGGAUGUUUUCGUCACCAACUUAAACGACCACCCCCCAGAAAUACAGCUUCAUUCCCAUUUAGCAAGCGCACAACAUAAUUUUGGGGUUUAUCACGCAGAUCGGUCUACCUUUGUCUCAACUCAGCUCACAAUCCUGGUACGCGAGAACGGCCCACCGGAACAACUUUUAGCCACGGUCACAGUGACCGACAAAGAUUUACUGGCGGAAAGACAGACGGCGGCCCUGGCGCGAAGCAUUGAUUUCGCAUUAAAAGCGGAUGCGAAUGGUAACUCAAUGGCACAGGUCCAUCCCAAUCAUCCGCAAUGCUCGUUAAAUAACUUCCAAUUCAAAAUUGAGCCUCUCGAGUUGGAUAGCAUGGGUGCAUUCACGGAUAAAUUACGGUUCCAGAUAAGUCUUGCUGGUGAACCUUUGGACCGAGAAAAGCAGAGUAGAAUAUUUGUACAAGUUCUUUGCCAUGAUCAUCCGCACACGUCCGAGCAUGUCUCUAACUUUUCCGUGGUCUACCAAGACCAAAUCAAUGGAUUUAAAACCCAAAAAGUUCAUUCGUCCACUGCGCUACUGCGAAUUUUAGUAGAAGAUGAAAACGACUCUCCUCCUGUUUUUGUCGGUCCGCACAGCACUAGGCUCCCUGAAAAUGCCUAUGCCGAAACUGUUGUUCUCCAUCUAAAAGUACUUGAUGCGGAUGAUCCGCACUCGGCUGCUGGAAACGCUGGUUUGCGCUAUAGAUUACUGCCUGACGUAAUAGUCAAACCGGAAACAUUUGCCUUCAUCGAUGAGACGCCUAAUUCUAAAGAGAGUUCAGAUGCUGAAGAAGAGAAUGCUUUGCCCCCUAAGCCCUGGUUCCAGAUAAACCGGGUCACGGGUGAGUUGAAGUCCCUGGUCAGUUUUGAUCGUGAACUCACAAAAGCACUCAUAGUGGCGAUUGAAAUAAGAGACGGUGGAGAUGCUAACUGGACAACCUUAGCCGCGGAAGAAUCAAGAGCCGUGACAUCUGUGAAUCGUGUAAAUAUCACCAUCGCGAUCGAGCUAACCGAUGUGAACGAUUGUGUUCCGAAGUUUCAUCAACCACUUUACGAAUUUAGUUUAAGUGAAAAUACUCGCCCUCCGAUACGAAUAGGAAAAUUCAAUGUCACAGAUUGUGAUGUGGAUGAAACCAAUAGAGCUGUGGAAUAUUGGCUUCAACAAAACAUACAACCUAUGGGUGAGCUGACCUCCAAAUCUACAAGCGUCCAAUCUUUACCUACCAGUACAUAUUAUACUGCUUGGUUUUCAGUCUCUAGAGUCGGCGAACUGUACUUGCGCACGCCACCCACCAUAUCACAAUCGUCUGGGCAAAAAUAUUCCGGUAUUCUAACCCCGUUGGAUAGGGAGCAAGAUGAACUUAUUGUGAUGGAUGUGUUUGCUCGUGAUGGCGGUCAUCCGGCUUUGACCGGUUCCGCGCAAUUGGUGAUUCGCGUUCUCGAUGUCAAUGACCACGCACCUGAAUGGGAAUUUCCCAAACCUCGACAGCGACUGGUGAAUUUGUCAGCUGAAACAGCUGUGGGCAACCGGAUCGCUCAUCUUGUCGCCACUGAUCCUGACGAAGGUCCCCGUGGAAUGAUCAGCUAUUCGAUUCUCAGCGGAAAUGAAGGUGGUUACUUCGAACUGGACUCCAACACGGGUUGGGUAUACUUGGCUCAACCACUUCAUCAACAGAAUUCUAUUAGUUCAGGAUACACGGUUCAGAGCGAGUAUCAAUCACCAAACGCUCUCAAUUUAUAUAGCACGAAAUCGCACCUUAGCAUGCCUUCAAUUAUGCGUUUAUACGUUCAGGCUUCUGAUCAUGGCAGUCCACCAAGGACAUCAUCCUCAGUGUUGGAUAUUCUAAUACAUCCGCCAGCAAAAGUGCAAGGAUCAUCGACUACGAAGACACUCAGGCAGCUUGAAUUCCGUGAGGCCACUGGAGUGAAAGCGCUAAACGAUCGAGCCAAUAGACCCAGUAAAGAUGUGGAGUUUGGUGUUUCCGAACUAAAUUGGCCGCUCAACCAUCGGCAAGAGCAUCGUGGGUUUCUUCUCUCCUCUGACUUCCUCACACUAAUUGCAAUGGUUAUCGCCACACUAGCAGCAUUGGCGCUCAUCUUUGUCUUCUUUGUGAUUCUCCGAUGUCGGAAAUUUAAACCCGCCACUGAGAUGCCUUCAACUGCCCGAACGGCAAGGUUUUCUUCUACUGAGAGGAGAUCUAACUGGCAUACAACUGCAAACUUUAGUACUGCAGUGAUACCAUCUUGGUUGAGUGUAGAUACAAGUGGAAAGCGAUCGAUCGAACCACCAUUCUCCUCUAAACUACAACCUUCCACGUUCUGGUCACGUCUCAAUUUCCACCUGUGUCCCUCAAGGAAGACGGAUGCCAGAACGCUGUCGAAUACUGCUGCGUCACACGGUUUGUACGAACAUGCCUUUGGAGCUCUGCGUGACGUUCCGUCCCCAGAGUCAUCUUUGCCCGGGGAAGCAUUGGUAUAUUCGAAAAAGUCGAUUCCGAACACAUCUCAUCAGCAAGAAAAUGACUUGCUGCACAACUCUACUGACUACUGUCAUCUAUUACACUCGGCCCAUCCUCUGAACGUGGACAAUUCGGGUACGAUUUGCACACGCAUUCAGCUUAACAACGAGCAGUUGCGUUCCAAAAACCAGUUCGACAUCAGGAUAUCACCAUCCUCGAAGUACCAAACGUUUGAGCCAAAUGAAGAAAUCUCGAUGGUCCACGAUUCAUCAUCGCAAUGCGAGCAUGAAGUGUGUCAAAUGGACAAAGCCGUUCGGUAUGGAUCCAGCACAGUGAACACAAAGGUUUUUACAGAAAAUUACACACCACUGAAGCGUACUUCAUCGCAGUCCAAAAUGGACGUCCGCAUAAGCGCCAACACAACCAGUUUU
Molecule: messenger RNA, 4188 nt
Organism: Dicrocoelium dendriticum
Lineage: Eukaryota; Metazoa; Platyhelminthes; Trematoda; Plagiorchiida; Dicrocoeliidae
Source: the annotation of a GenBank genome assembly